AUGGGUUGCGUGGCAUCGGCGAGCCCAAGCGAGGAAAGACUGCAGCUGCAGAAAGAGGCGGUGCUGGUGGCAGAAGGUUGCCAUGGAUCGGUGACAUACCGGAACUUCAGUGCACCAGGCAAGCGAUUUGGCUGGAAGAAAACCUGGGUCCGCAAUGCAUCGAUCUACGUGCUCAACGACAAGGUGGCGUACUUCAGUGGCAACAGGCGACUAGGCAAUGUUGAGUUUGCUGAUGCUCGCUUCCAGCACUUGCAGUCGUCGGUCGAAGAUGGGAGCGUGCUGCUUCUGUGCAAUGAAGAUUGUAGCAUUUUCAAUCCUAAAAUGUCAGGCUCUGUAGAUGUGCGAAUCUCCACUGCAAAUGCAGCGGACUUGCAUGCCAUGUUGCUCAGUCAUCAGCAAGAACGCUGUUGA
Messenger RNA from Symbiodinium natans, 411 nucleotides. The record is from the annotation of a GenBank genome assembly. Lineage: Eukaryota; Dinophyceae; Suessiales; Symbiodiniaceae.